This is a messenger RNA of Nymphaea colorata (pocket water lily), 1525 nucleotides long. RefSeq lists its product as uncharacterized. The coding region runs from base 53 to 1150 and encodes 365 amino acids. The transcript has 7 exons. The record is from RefSeq and is a predicted model, not a curated record. Lineage: Eukaryota; Viridiplantae; Streptophyta; Magnoliopsida; Nymphaeales; Nymphaeaceae. Gene Ontology annotation, molecular function: oxidoreductase activity.
UUUAGGCCGUGGAGUGGGUUGGGAAGGGGACGGAGGGAAAGGGUGAGGGACGAUGGUGGGCUUGAGGCUCCGCUCCUUCACCGCUACAGCCGCUGCUCCGGCGGCGAGGAAGCUGGGGUUGAGGUUGAUCACCACGACGUGUCGGGCGGUCGUUGUGCCGAGGUUUGGGGGCCCGGAUGUCCUCGAGCUUCGGCCGGACGUCGAGAUUCCUGAUCUGAAGCCCCAUGACGUGCUGGUGCGGACGCGCUGUGCUUCUGUGAACCCUCUCGACACUCGUAUGAGAUCUGGUUAUGGUCGUUCUAUCUUUGGACCACUAUUACCUCUUAUUUUGGGUCGUGAUAUUAGCGGUGAAGUUGCAGCUGUUGGAGCUUCUGUCAGUUCACUUAGUGUUGGGCAAGAAGUCUUUGGCGCAUUGCAUCCAACUGCUAUUAGGGGUACAUACACUGACUAUGCAAUUCUUUCAGAAGAUGAGCUUACUGGGAAACCACCUUCACUAACACAUGUGGAAGCAAGUGCAAUCCCCUUUGCUGCAUUGACUGCAUGGAGAGCUUUGCAUAGUACUGCUCGGGUUGCCAAUGGGCAAAGGUUGUUAGUUAUAGGCGGAGGAGGAACAGUUGGACUAGCUGCAAUUCAGCUGGCAGUGGACAAGGGCUGCAUUGUGUCAACUACAUGUGGAAGUGAGAGUGUUAGUCGACUUCAGGCUGCUGGUGUUGAACAGGCAGUUGACUACAAGGCAGAGGAUGUUGAAUUUGCACUUAAGGGACCAUUUGAUGCUGUUCUAGACACUAUUGGGGUUCAGGAAACAGAAAGAAUAGGUAUUAAUCUGCUAAAGAAAGGUGGACACUAUAUGACACUGCAGGGGGAAACGGCUGCCUUGGCAGACAAGUAUGGAUUGGCGGUUGGGAUUCCUAUUGCUACUGCAAUAUUACUAAAGAAACAACUCCACUAUCGAUAUUCCCCCGGGAUAGAGUAUUCUUGGACUUAUAUGAGAGCAGAUUCUGAAGGCCUCCAGGAAAUACGUAGGCUUGCUGAGGCUGGUAAUUUGAAGAUCCCUGUGCAGAAGACAUUUCCACUUGCACAAGCAAGAGAGGCUCAUCUAGCUAAAGACAAGAGGCUUAUUCUUGGUAAGGUUGUCCUGGAGGUGGACUGAUGAAAAUGGUGAAUGGGCUCCCUCUCUCUGUCUCCCACACACACACACGGUAUAGCUAGGCGUCAAAUUGUAUAUUCAUAUGUAUAUCCAAAUAAACAUUUUUGUUCGGUUUUCUGUGGACACCGCUCCUCAAGUGCAACUAAACGAUUGUAUUUGUAGUUGUUUGCUCUCAUUAGUCUCUUGCCACAUUCUUUUAGUCUGUUCUCUGACACUAUGGAAAUGUCCAUCCAUGGUACUUGUCAGUUUUUUUAGCAUGUUGGAGUUACUGGCCGCCUCUUCUGCAGUGCAAGAUGAACUUUGAUCUCUCUCUCUCUCUCUCACUUGCCUGUAAGGACAGAUGCCUUUUUCUACAGGGCAAGAUAAACAUUGAAGUAA